AUGGUGAGGAACGUUGAUGACUUCGAUUUCUCCCUCCCAUCCCACCCCCAGGCCAUCCUGGAAGGCCUGCGGAGCCUGCGCUCCAAUCCGAAGCUCUCCGACGUCACGCUGCUUGUGGGUGGGCAUGAGUUCCCCUGCCACCGCAGCAUCCUGGCCCUCUGCAGCCACUACUUCAAUGCCAUGUUCACUGGCGACUUUAUUGAGAGCAUCUCAGCCCACGUGGAGAUCAAAGAGGUGGAUCCUGUUGUCAUGGAGACUCUGAUCGACUUUGCUUACACAGGAAAGAUCACCAUCAACCAGGGGAAUGUGGAGGCACUAAUCCGGACCUCCAACCAGCUCCACUUCCCCACCAUCCAGAAAGUCUGCAGCCGAUACCUGAGACAGCAGAUGGAUGCAACCAACUGCCUGGGCAUCUGUGAGUUUGGGGAGAACCAUGGCUGCCCGGAGGUGUCCUCAAAGGCCUGGGCUUUCCUGCAGGAGAACUUUGAGGCUGUAUCGCACCAGGAGGAGUUUCUCCAGCUAUCCAAGGAGAGGCUAGUAGUCUACUUGUCCGAUGACCUGCUGCAGGUACAGGAAGAACAGAGCCUAGCUGAGGCUGUGCUUAGGUGGGUGAGGUACGAAGAAGCAUCUAGAGCCAAGCACCUGCCAGAGCUCCUAGACCUGGUGCACCUGGUUUCACUACCAGACCAGUACCUGCAGAACCUACUCUCAUUGGAGCCACUGAUCCAGGAUUCGGAAGCUUGCAAAGCCAUCAUCUCCAGCUACCGAAGCACGGAGGAAGCUGCAUUGAAGAUGAAAGGAACAUGUCUGAACAUGCAGGAUCUUCAGGUGGAAAACAGGUCCUUUGUCCAGAAGAGCCUGCUCGCCCUUCCACAGAAGCUGGAGGAAGUGCUGGUGGUGGUCGCGGGUCGAGCUCUGGAAGAGAACGAGGCAGAAGAUGUGGAGUUGCCAGUCUCCCGGAACUUCGCCUUUUACAAUCCCAAGACCAAAAGAUGGAUGGCUCUUCCUGACUUUCCGGACUACAAUAAAUGGGGCUUUUCUCUGGUGGCACUAAAUAAUUAUGUUUAUGUCACAGGUGGCUCCAGGGGGACGCAGAAUGACACCUGGUCCACAACCCAGUCCUGGUGCUUCCGUCUCAAGGAGGGUGCAUGGAAACCCAUUGCACCAAUGCUGAAACCCCGAACAAACCAUGCCAGUGCUGUCCUCAAUGGAGAGAUCUAUGCCAUUGGGGGGACCACAGUGGACACAGUGGAGGUGGAGUGCUAUGACCCUUACAAUAAUAGCUGGUGCUCCAUCAGCCCUGCCCUGAAGUAUGUUAGCAACUUCACUGCAACUGGAUGUCUGGGCAAGCUCUACCUCAUUGGCUCUUGUGCUGUCAAGUACAACGCACUAACCCUGCAGUGUUACAACCCCGUCAUAGAUGUGUGGAGUGUAAUCGCAUCCCCGUUCAUCCCAAAGUACCUCUCUGCCCCGCGCUGCGCCUCCCUGCAUGGAGCAAUUUACCUCAUUGGGGACAACACAAAGAAGGUGUAUGUGUAUGAUCCGAAUGCUAACAUCUGGCAGAAGGUGCAGCUGCUUCACACUCUGCAUGAAAACGGAGGCAUGGUGCCACUGGGAGGCAAACUCUUUGUGACAGGUGGACGCUGGAAGGGCCUGGAUGGUGACUACCGGGUGGAGAUGGAAGUUUAUGAUUGUGCCAAAGAUAUUUGGACAAGGGAGGGAGCCCUGCCCUGCCUUUGGCUCUACCACAGCUCUUCCUCCAUCUUCAUGGAUACGUCAAAGUGGACAGAGCCCUUCCUGGGAAACCAUGUCCAGUAG
Molecule: messenger RNA, 1818 nt
Organism: Emys orbicularis (European pond turtle)
Lineage: Eukaryota; Metazoa; Chordata; Testudines; Emydidae
Gene: KLHL30
Product: kelch like family member 30
Exons: 8
Coding region: 1-1818 (605 amino acids)
Molecular function (GO): protein binding
Source: RefSeq, a predicted model, not a curated record